Molecule: messenger RNA, 987 nt
Organism: Erigeron canadensis
Lineage: Eukaryota; Viridiplantae; Streptophyta; Magnoliopsida; Asterales; Asteraceae
Product: ras-related protein RABB1c
Exons: 6
Coding region: 173-808 (211 amino acids)
Cellular component (GO): Golgi apparatus
Molecular function (GO): GTPase activity; GTP binding
Source: RefSeq, a predicted model, not a curated record
AAAAAUUCCCCCAUCUAUCUUUCUUGAACCUCCUCUUACUCCAGAUUCUUCAAUUAUUUCUUCUUCUUCUUCUCCUUUUAUUUGUUACACAAAAUAAUACUAAUUUAAUCCCAAUUAUUUUUUCUAUAUCAAAAUAUUGAUCUUAGUAGCAACUAAUUAAGAGAAAAAAAAAAUGUCUUAUGCUUAUCUCUUCAAGUACAUCAUCAUCGGUGACACUGGUGUUGGAAAAUCCUGCCUUCUCUUGCAGUUCACAGACAAGCGUUUUCAACCAGUUCAUGAUUUGACCAUUGGUGUUGAAUUUGGAGCCAGAAUGAUUACAAUUGACAACAAACCUAUAAAGCUGCAGAUCUGGGACACGGCCGGUCAAGAAUCAUUCAGAUCUAUAACGAGGUCCUAUUACAGAGGUGCUGCUGGUGCACUUUUGGUUUAUGACAUUACUAGGAGGGAAACCUUUAAUCACCUUGCAAGCUGGUUGGAAGAUGCUAGGCAGCAUGCCAAUGCAAACAUGACAAUCAUGCUUAUUGGUAACAAGUGCGAUCUUGCUCACAGAAGAGCUGUUAGCACAGAAGAAGGAGAACAGUUUGCAAAAGAACAUGGUCUUAUAUUCAUGGAAGCUUCUGCCAAAACUGCCCAGAAUGUUGAGGAGGCAUUCAUUAACACGGCUGGAACGAUCUAUAAGAAGAUUCAGGAUGGGGUUUUUGACGUAUCAAAUGAGUCUUAUGGGAUUAAAGUUGGAUAUGGUGGCAUCCCGGGGCCAUCAGGAGGAAGAGACGGGUCAUCUUCUCAAGCAGGGGGUUGUUGCAGUUAAAAAAUGGAACAAUGUCUCUCUAUAAACAACUCUUUUCGGAUUUGAUGCAUAAUCUUUUUUAUAUUAAGAUAUAAAUUUGGUAAAUAUUUGUGUUUGCGGUGUGUAUUUCUUGCGUUUCUUCAAAAUCUGUAUGUAAAAAUAUUGCUUGUUUUUGGUGAUGAAUAUGCACAAUUGCUCUA